CUCUCUGUGUGUGUGUGGAAGAGGGAGGGGAGAGAGAGACACAACCUUCGGUUUUCGCUGCAGUGCUACAGAGGAGCCACUCGAGGACUUCGUGCCUCAGGUUUCGCCGGCGCCAAGUGCCCACAGGUCCGGUCAGCUUGUGUGAAGGCUCGCCUGUUGUGCGCGUCGCGCGACUGAGGGGGACUCCGCGUCGCCUCCUCCGGCGGGCUUGCCUGCUCUGGACGACCCCUUUCCUCGAGCUUCCUCGGGGGUCUCUCACGAGGGAAGACGCGCUUUCUGGAGGUCCCCAUCCCCGGCUCUCUUUCGGCUCUUCCUCUUUUUUUUGCGGUAGGAGCUUAUCUAUUCAUGGGGCUAAAAAGCGUGUGCAGAUCUACCAAGGGAGAAGUACACCAAGCCAUCUUUUGCCACAGCAUCCAUCUGUGGUUAGGUAUUCUUCUUUUCCACAAGUCAGAAAGUCAAUAAAAAUGGAAGCCUCCUCUUCUGGACCUGUUAUAUUAGCAGCACCAAUUGGAAGACCAGUUACACAUCAGCCAGUAGCCAAGGAUGUCAAUAUUUUCUUUGAUGAAUUAGAAGGCAUAAACAGUCCUUCCAAAGAUGAUGAUUCUUUGAUUCACCAUGGUAACUUGACUAGUACUUCAGAUGAUACUAGCAGACUGGAGGCAGUGGUGGAGGGUAUACCAGAAAAAAAUAAAUCCAGUGGGCUCUAUUUUAGGGAUGGAAAAUGUCGGAUAGACUACCUCUUGGUGUACAGAAAAUCCAACCCACAAACUGAAAAAAGAGAGGUGUUUGAACGAAAUAUCAGAGCAGAAGGACUUCAAAUGGAGAAAGAGUCAUCGUUAUCAAACAGCGAUAUCAUCUUUGUGAAGUUGCAUGCACCGUGGGAAGUGCUGGGCAAAUAUGCAGAGCUUAUGAAUGUAAGAAUGCCUUUCAGGCCCUUUAACCCUUUCACUGCUGGAGCCCCCUGCAUACUCGUGCCCUGCUGUUUUUUAAAUGGACAUUUCUUUGAAAACAAUGGAAGGUCAAGAAGAUCCAGGAGAAAAAUCUAUUACCUGCACCGCCGAUACAAGUUCCUGAACAGAAUUGAAAAACAAUUAAGCAGGUUUCGAGGAUGGCUGCCUAAAAAGCCAAUGAGGCUGGACAAGGAAAGACUGCCCGACCUGGAGGAGAAUGACUGCUACACUGCCCCAUUCAGUCAGCAAAGGAUUCAUCACUUCAUCAUCCACAACAAAGACACUUUCUUCAACAAUGCGACAAGAAGUAGAAUUGUUCACCACAUUUUACAGAGAGUAAAAUAUGAAGAAGGGAAAAAUAAGAUUGGUCUGAAUCGAUUGCUUACUAAUGGCUCCUAUGAAGCUGCAUUUCCUCUUCAUGAGGGUAGUUACAAAAGUAAAAAAUCCAUACGAACCCAUGGGGCAGAAAACCACAGGCAUCUACUUUAUGCAUGCUGGGCUUCGUGGAGAGCAUGGUAUAAAUACCAGCCUUUGGAUCUUGUACGACGGUACUUCGGUGAGAAAAUUGGCUUGUACUUUGCCUGGUUAGGCUGGUACACAGGAAUGCUCUUUCCAGCUGCCUUCAUUGGAUUGUUUGUCUUUUUAUAUGGAGUAGCCACACUGAAGCACUGCCAAGUCAGUAAAGAAGUCUGCCAAGCUACAGAAAUUAUAAUGUGUCCUAUAUGUGACAAAUACUGCCCCUUCAUGAGGUUAUCAGAUAGCUGUGUCUAUGCCAAGGUAACACAUCUUUUUGACAAUGGAGCUACUGUCUUCUUUGCUGUUUUCAUGGCAGUGUGGGCAACUGUUUUCCUAGAAUUCUGGAAGAGAAGACGAGCAGUCAUUGCUUAUGAUUGGGACUUGAUAGACUGGGAAGAAGAGGAGGAAGAAAUACGCCCCCAGUUUGAAGCCAAAUACUCCAAGAAGGAGAGAAUGAAUCCAAUAUCUGGCAAGCCAGAGCCUUAUCAAGCAUUUGCAGAUAAAUGCAGCAGAAUUAUUGUUUCCGCAUCUGGAAUAUUUUUUAUGUUGUAUGAAAAGGUUGCUCUUUUUCUCACAAAUUUAGAGCAGCCGCGUACUGAGUCUGAGUGGGAGAACAGCUUCACUUUGAAAAUGUUUCUUUUUCAAUUUGUCAAUUUGAACAGCUCUACCUUUUAUAUAGCAUUCUUCCUUGGAAGAUUUACAGGUCACCCAGGUGCCUAUUUGAGGCUGAUAAACAGAUGGAGGCUAGAAGAGUGUCACCCCAGUGGAUGCCUUAUAGAUCUCUGUAUGCAAAUGGGCAUUAUAAUGGUGCUAAAGCAGACUUGGAACAACUUUAUGGAACUGGGCUACCCGUUAAUUCAGAAUUGGUGGACCAGACGAAAACUGCGGCAGGAAUAUGGUUCACAGAGAAGAACAAGUUUCCCACAAUGGGAGAAGGACUACAAUCUUCAGCCUAUGAAUGCCUACGGACUUUUUGAUGAAUACCUAGAAAUGAUUCUUCAGUUUGGAUUCACAACCAUCUUUGUGGCAGCUUUCCCACUUGCGCCACUCCUGGCCUUGCUUAACAAUAUUAUUGAAAUUCGGCUUGAUGCAUAUAAAUUUGUCACACAGUGGAGACGGCCAUUAGCCUCAAGAGCUAAAGAUAUAGGAAUCUGGUAUGGAAUUCUAGAAGGCAUAGGAAUACUUUCUGUCAUCACAAAUGCAUUUGUGAUCGCUGUAACCUCUGAUUUCAUUCCCCGGCUUGUUUAUGCUUACAAAUAUGGACCAUGUGCAGGUCAAGGGGAGGCUGGACAAAAGUGUAUGAUUGGCUAUGUUAAUGCAAGUUUAUCAAUAUUUCUGGUGUCUGAUUUUGAACAUCGCUCAGAACCAUCUUCAAAUGGAAGUGAGUUCUCUGGGUCACCACUGAAAUACUGCAGAUACAGAGACUACCGUGAACCUCCUCAUUCUCCAGUGCCCUAUGGAUACACAUUACAGUUCUGGCAUGUCUUAGCAGCACGGUUGGCUUUCAUUAUUGUUUUUGAGCACCUCGUGUUUUGCAUAAAACACCUGAUUUCCUAUUUAAUCCCAGACCUUCCCAAAGAUCUAAGGGAUCGUAUGAGAAGGGAAAAAUACCUGAUUCAGGAAAUGAUGUAUGAAGCAGAACUGGAGCGCCUCCAAAAAGAACGGAAGGAGCGGAAGAAAAAUGGAAAAUCUUACCACAAUGAGUGGCCAUAAUUAAAAUGGAUAGCAGACCUAUAUUCCAUUUGAUUAUUCCACUUUCAGAAGACUACUACCUUCAAGAGAAUGAAAAACAGAUGCAAUCCCAAUGCAUGCCACAAUAUGAUAUAGCAAACAGGGCAGACCAUUUCAAGGAAUUAACAACUGUGAAGACAUGUUGCAAUCAACAUGAUUGCUAUUCAUACACCAUUCUAGACAAAAAAGAAAGAGAGCAUGUAACACCAGUUUUUAAAAUCAAGAAACUUGUAUACCAUGGACUAUUUUUCAGCCCGUUUGCUACUCUUUUGCAUUAUGUUCCAUGCCACUUUUUCAACUCUUAAAAUCGCAAACGCAUACAAAUCUGGAUACUUUAGCAACACUUAAAAUAUCAUCUCCUACAAAAAUACCAUGUACAUCAGAUACACUAUGUAUCUAUUUGCCAUUGGAUUUUUUUUAUUUUUAUUUUUGGAGGGGAGAUC
This is a messenger RNA of Pogona vitticeps (central bearded dragon), 3640 nucleotides long. Lineage: Eukaryota; Metazoa; Chordata; Lepidosauria; Squamata; Agamidae. The record is from RefSeq and is a predicted model, not a curated record.